Molecule: messenger RNA, 1196 nt
Organism: Ichthyophthirius multifiliis
Lineage: Eukaryota; Ciliophora; Oligohymenophorea; Hymenostomatida
Product: tld family protein, putative
Exons: 4
Source: RefSeq, a predicted model, not a curated record
AUUCAGAAGAAGAAUAUUAAGAUGGAAAUUAAGAAAAUACCUAACACAGCAAAAGUUCAGCCGAUAAUCAAUUUCAUCUUGAAUAAAAUAAUUAAUUAGAAGAAGAAUAAUAAUAUAUAACAUAUACUACAACAAAUUAAGAUACCCUAAUAGGCUUAUCAAUAAAGUUUAAUAUUUCAGAAGCUAAAAUUAAAAUGAUUAAUGGUAUUUCCGAUUUAUUAUUUCCAGGAUUAGUAAAAGGAUAUUUUUUUUUAAAAAAAAAAUUAAUUUAAUUUAAAAAAAUAAUAAAAAAGUAACUUAAAUUUCCUGUCCCAAAAGAAACAGCUUAAAUAUAAUUUAGUAAAUCUUUUACAAUUAGUAAAAAUAAUUCUAGAGAUUUUACAGAUAAAAGCUUAUCACCUGUAAUCAAAACUACUAAAUAAGUCAAAGAAAAUAACGAAUAAAAUUUACUAACAUUAAAUGUUAUAAAAGAUGUAUAAGAUGAGGAAUAAAAAAUAUAAGAAAACUAAGAAUUUAUUUAAUUAUCAUAAGAAAUUUAAAAUAAAAAUGAAAUAAAAUAAAACUUUUAUUAUUGUACAUAACAAGGAAAUAUUUUGGGAAACAUUAUAAUAACUGAUAAAUAAAUAAGAUUUGAUCCUUCAUUAUCAUAUUCAAAUAAUAUGAGUUAAUUAUAAAAUAUUAUAAGAAAUACCAUGUAUGUUUUAAUUUACAAAUUGGAAAAUUCUAUAUUCUUUAGAUUUACAUGGAACCAGUUUAAAUACGUAAAAAAAUUGAUUUCUUAUUUAAAAAAUUAUAAUGAUAUUCUUUUUUUUAGACUUUAUAGAAAUGUUUAAGACGAAAGUCCUUGUAUUUUAAUAAUUUAAACUUUUGCUGGUGAUAUUUUAGGGUCAUAUUUAAGUGAUCCUAUAUAAAUAUCAACAAAAUUUUAUGGAACAGGAGAAUGCUUCCUUUUCAAAUUCUAAGAUGAUGUAAUUUAAUGCUAUAAAUCUACAGGAAUAAAUGAGCAUUAUAUGUUUUCUGAUUCAGAAGGUUUAGGUGUUGGAUGUGGUGAGGAAAAAUUCGGACUAUACAUAUAAAAAGAUCUAUUUAAAGGAUAAACUAAUUAAUGUUAAACUUAUGAUAAUGAAUUAUUAGUUUCAACAAAUAAAAAUACUUUUAAAAUAAAAAAAUUGGAAAUUUUAGGAUUAGAUAUGUGA